AUGGCGAAUCAAUCAAUUAGCCAGCAUGAACGGGGCUUCUCAUUCCACGUCAACUACUCAUCGCAAGAGGUCGCGCAGCUGGCUCAGGAGAUUCACGAGGAGAAAAUCUCGGAGGUUCACUUAUCUUUGUUUACUUUCUGGAUUUGCGAGAAGGGGCACCACUACGAAGAGGCCAAACAACAUAUUCGAGAGUUAGCGCUAGACCAGGGCUACCCAACCAGCCGCAUCUCGAACUCAUUCCUGCGCAAACUACUUGAAGAUACAAUUCACCUUCGUCCAAGGUACGCGAAACCAGUUCCUCAAACGCCAGGUCUUCUCCAGGGAAUACACACGCGCGCGGUAUCUGAAGUCACAUGGUCCCCUAGGACACCGCCGCAAUUCUACCCUGACCCCAAGUCACCAUCAGCUUCACCUAGUAUAAAAGCUGUUGAGAACCCUCGCAGUGCCCCAUACUUCUCGAUGAUGUCCAUGGGAGGUAUGCCUCUUCAGCGUCAGCGCCAGACAUCCACGCUUGAUGCGCCACCGCUAUCGUCCAGCGCGAUCGCCGUCACCGCUCAACCAUUUAUUCCUGGAUCGGUUCCGACGCUGAAUCCGCAGCCACGAACAAGAGCUCCAAACAGCCCUACCCCACUCAGGCGAGCUUCUCACCGAAUCGGUGGAGCCCCCACACAAAACCGAGUCUCAGCAACCCGCGCAGUCUCGUCACCAGUCCCCGCUCGGCCAGGUCUACUCCAUAGUCCACCAUCUUUAAUCCCAGAGUUUCCGCUGCCACCCACGACAGGCCCAAUGGAAAUGCGAGGUUCUCUCCCCUCGGCUUCCCCAUGGAAUGCCGAGUUUCCGCCCGACACGCCAGACCGCCCGGCUCCGCUCAAUAUCAGAUCUCGUACAAAUAGUGGUGUGGCCCAGGUGCAGAAGGAUGUUCUUCCACCGUCAGUUUCCACACCCACUCCCAUGCACCAGGCGCCACUAUCUUCAUCAUCUCCGACCAUGUUGAGUACUCAUCCAAAUGGAACUGCAUCGAGCCUUUGCACCGAGGACGAGAUGGGAGGUAUUACGCAAGACGACGGAGCGUCGAGCUGGCGGUUGAGUACUGUCUCUAGCUUCAACUACAUCAUCUCCGGGUCCACUCGAACAAACACCAUAGCUCCCGUUGAAGAGGACGCAUCAACCUCCUUCCACAGCUCCACUGAGUUGCCUAGUGAGACCUCAACUCGCGUUGAAACUGAAUCAGAAGCCGAACCCGAGAUGAUAUCGACUCCCAUUGCGAAUACUAGUAGCAACAUUAGCCAUCAAGACUACACUGCAGUCUCGGAUCCACUAGAUCGAUACGUCACCGUGACUCCAUACGGCCGUGUGUGGGGCUUCAUUCCAGGCCCGGUACCAACAUCUGCUGAACGUCGCGCAGCCGUUCAAGCCCGUCGGCAGGCCCAACUCCAAGGCGCUCCUGUCUCUGGCUUACACCGUCCUCUCCCUCUACGUAGCUUCGACAAUGAGAGCAUUCGGGGCCACUCUUAUUGGUCCUCUAGCAGCUCUGCCAACCUCAGAUCUACAUCAGACCCAGACCCGUCUCGAGGCCAUCCGCUCCCGAGAGGUACCCUCACAGGCUUGAGCAAUCGGAUCGGACCUAGCAUUCUCACGCGCAUGGCUUCGCGACCAGUCCUUCCAGCUUCCGAAGCUCUUGCCCCGAACGCUGCGUAUAGAUCUGCCACGUCAGAACAUAUUAGAGGCUUACUCCAGCAGACCCGUGCUCGUGGUGCGCAAUUGGGUUCCGUGAACCGAUCUUCCUUAUCUGCAUUCGAGGUCGCUUGGAGGAAUAGCAAUGAGGCGUUGAUUGUCGCGAUUUAUGGUCGUAGUGAUGUUGUGCUGGGAAAUGAGGAUGUAGAGUUUUAA
This is a messenger RNA of Lindgomyces ingoldianus, 1890 nucleotides long. RefSeq lists its product as uncharacterized. NCBI's taxonomy places the organism in Eukaryota, Fungi, Ascomycota, Dothideomycetes, Pleosporales, Lindgomycetaceae. The record is from RefSeq and is a predicted model, not a curated record. The coding region runs from base 1 to 1890 and encodes 629 amino acids. The transcript has 3 exons.